Molecule: messenger RNA, 864 nt
Organism: Alligator sinensis (Chinese alligator)
Lineage: Eukaryota; Metazoa; Chordata; Crocodylia; Alligatoridae
Product: maestro heat-like repeat-containing protein family member 2B
Cellular component (GO): cytoplasm
Source: RefSeq, a predicted model, not a curated record
AUGUAUGAGCUGCAGAGUCACGUGGGCAUCAUGGAGCUCCCUCCAAUUUUCUUCUUGAUUACACAGGGCAACCUAGCCUCAGCCUGUGGCACAGCAGUCACUGAGCCCUUCCUCAUGCUGACACUCAGCAAAUUGCAUUUUGUGCUGAGGUUGGUGGAGAUCAACUACAUGAAGCCGGCGCUGUGUGGAGCUGUGGAAGGCUUUGCCUGGGCUGCCAAUAUGAAAUUCCAGAUCAGGGACGAGAGCCCAUUCCCCAGCUGUCAGGCAGCCGACUACUGUUUCUGUGUGCUCCCUUUCCUUAACCUCAUGAGCAGCAGCUGGCUGAGCAGCAAGGACCCAGAGCUGCAGCAGGCUGUGGUCAAGGCGCUGGGACCCGCGAUGGGCCUCCCUCUCCACCAUAAGAGGCAUCGCGAUACUGUUUUUGAUAAGCUCCCGUGUCUCCUGCAGCAGUACGAGGGAGGGCUUGACAAUCUUCAUGUCACCAUGGUGAGAUGCCGCCUGGGAAACCAGCACUGGCCCUUGUAUGUACGCGUGGGUGUGCGUACUGGCACACCCUGUCUCUCCCCAGACCAAUUUAUUUCCCUUGUGGACUCCCAGCUCAAGACCGACAAGAAGGCAAGCCAUGUGGCAUCCCUCUCCAUCUUUAGUGGCAUCAUUGCUGCUGACUGGAAGUAUGACCAGAGCAAACGUGUUGACUGCUGUGAAGAAGGCCAUCCUCCAAGGACACUGCUUAAUGUGCAGGGCUUAGAUGACGUUGCCUGGGAUUUAGUGGCCUAUAUUUUCAAGCAGUCCAGCUUGUCUAGCAGCCAACUGAAGUCCAAAAACCAUUCCAGUCAGGAUGCUGAGGAGGAACAGAGCAUCUGA